AUGUCGUCGUCCUCGGCGAUGCCGCCGCCGGCGUCGCCGCGGGAGCACGUGGAGAGGAUCCGGCGGGAGCGCUACUACAUCGGGCGCGGCGAGCAGAACCCACUGGCGGAGGACAUGCACCAGGCCGUCAACUACCUCUCUCAGGAGCUCUACUCCAAGGACGUGCACUUCCUCAUGGAGCUCGUGCAGAACGCUGAAGAUAAUGAAUACCCUUCUGAAGUAGCACCUUCUUUGGAGUUCCUCAUUACAUCAAAGGAUAUUACUGGAUGUGGUGCAUCCUCAACUUUGCUCAUCUUCAACAAUGAGAGGGGUUUCUCUGCAACCAAUAUAGAGUCAAUUUGUCGUGUUGGGAAAUCAACAAAGAAGGGAAACAGACAUCAGGGUUACAUUGGAGAGAAAGGUAUUGGGUUCAAAAGUGUGUUCUUGAUAUCAAGUCAGCCCCACAUAUUCAGCAACGGCUAUCAGAUCAAGUUCAAUGAGAAACCUUGUGCAGAAUGCAAUAUUGGGUACAUUGUACCUCAGUGGGUGGAAUCCACACCUAGCCUUUCUGACAUCGAAGCAUUAUAUGGGUGCUCAAAGGUCCUACCUACAACUAUCAUCAUCUUACCAUUGAAGAGUGAGAAGAUUGAUGCGGUGAAGAGGCAGCUGUCAAGCAUGCAUCCUGAAAUGCUACUGUUCCUGACAAAGAUCAGGAAACUUUCUGUCCGGGAGGAUAACUCUGAUCCCAGCAAUACAACUGUUAGUGAGAUUUCGAUAUCCAGUGAAAAGAACUACCAAGCCAGGAAGAACAUGCAUGCUGAGUCGUACACAAUCCAUUUAUCUGCUGAAGGGACCGGGAAAGAUGAAGCUGAAUGUGAGAACAGAGUCGAUAAGCGUGCUGAAAUUGAUGAAUGGGUGAUAACCCUGGCCUUCCCACAUGGCGGCGUCCUGUCCCGUGGGAAGCAGCUAUCACCUGGCAUCUAUGCUUUCCUCCCAACUGAGAUGGUAACAAGCUUCCCCUUCAUCAUUCAGGCUGACUUCCUCCUUGCUUCGUCAAGGGAGGCUAUACUGUUUGACAGUCCGUGGAACAAGGGAAUUCUAGAGUGUGUCCCAAGCGCUUUCAUGGAUGCUUUUGUAACACUCAUAAAGUCUGGAGCUGAUGCAUCACCAUCAAUGUCUCUGCCAUCUAUGUUCAACUUUCUACCUGUCAAUUCUUCACAGAUCCCACUGCUUGAGACAGUUAGGUCUGCCAUCAAUCUUCAGAUGUUUCCUGAAGACGAGCAUUUCCUUGAGCCUUCAAUGCUAGCACCUCGCUCUCAAGAACGGAAGAAGAUUCGAAGGUACGCUGCCGCCUCUGCGCUACGUACCUCCGGCGAUUUUGAUCGUCGACUUAUCUUCCAUCGCGCCGUUAGCAUGGGGCUCCCAUUCAACCAUCGCAUGAUUCGCGCCGAACUCCUUGACACCUCCCGUUAUCUUCUUGGUGAACGUCGGGGAAGAGGACAAGGGCUUCGAAUGCGAGUAAGUGGGCGUGGUGGACGUCAUCGUCACUCCACCGAUGCUCCAAUGGCCCCUGCGCCAGCAACGGGAUCCAUCUGCCCCGAUCACGGACCGGGACCAUGUCCGUCGUGGCUGCCGCGGUUCUGCGUCGAACAUGGCCACGGCCCCUACCCGUCUCCUGCACCUGAAGUCGCCGUCCCCUCUAACUGGGCCGCCCCUGAGCCGAUGGAGGUCGAGCCGGCGCCACCAACGCCGACUCCGUACUUCACCAUGGUGGGUUUGAGGAGGGCACGGAGCCGCUCCCCAUCAACGACAGCGGCACGCCGCUCAGCCCCGACGCGCCUGCCCGUGCUCGCGCGUGGUGAAAUUUCGAGCAGCCGCGCCCUCGAUGACGCCCCGCCUCCUCCGCCUCUGCCGACUGCGCCGAUUCCACAUCGCGUCCAAGCUGCGAAGCCACCAACCGCCGCCCCGGCCUGCGACAGACCUGGCUCCGCGUCCCUCACGGACCAUCGGCGCGCGGCCUCCCCAACGGCCACGCCGGGUCAAGCGAGAAUGGCGGCGCGGGGCACCUCUCCUCACACGAGGUUGAGGGCCGCGCCCCCUUGCCAGCCUAAGCAUCUCGAGGGAGGAGGGAGCGCUGUUCGGCUGCUUGAAUCCGUCGGUAACGGGGCGAUUCGGCGACUGCAGCGGCCUCCUCCAUGGCAACGGCGGUGGUGUUUCUGCAGGCUCCGAUAG
This is a messenger RNA of Miscanthus lutarioriparius, 2211 nucleotides long. The record is from the annotation of a GenBank genome assembly. NCBI's taxonomy places the organism in Eukaryota, Viridiplantae, Streptophyta, Magnoliopsida, Poales, Poaceae.